AUGAACCUUCGGGCACUACUGGCUCUCGUCAGUAUAUUCGGGAGCGCAGUGGCUAUACCCAUUCCGAGCUCCGACCAAACGAAUUCGUCGGCGCCCAGCAGCCAUGGAACCGUUGUUAACCACAGCAAACCGUACUAUCUACAAACAAAGUACGGGCUCAACGCAUCGGAGGAAUACAAAUAUUUCCAGGAGCCAGGGAAUGACGAGAUCCACGCUCAUUAUGACUCGCGCUUCUUCAAGGAGCCCGUACCGAAAGAGCAACGCUCGCAGACGUUGGCCCAUAUCGUCCAUUCGUAUUUCGAGUUCUUCAGCGAAAACAAUCUCGAGACCUGGAUUGCACACGGGACGCUGUUGGGGUGGUGGUGGAAUGGCAAGAUUAUGCCCUGGGACUGGGAUAUCGAUACCCAGGUCUCCGAAGCCACGCUACUUCGCCUCGCGGACGAUUUCAACGGAACCGAAAUCCACUAUAAUACCACCAAUCCAGAUGCACAGCACUCCUAUCUCUUAGACAUCAAUCCCUGGGCGCGGCAACGUGAUCGCGGAACGGGAGCAAACAUCAUCGAUGCCCGUUGGAUCGACAUGCAGACCGGUCUAUACAUUGAUAUCACAGGGCUCAGCCAGUUAAACAAAGAGAAACCGAAUGAAUGGGGUUGCAAGAAUAAUCACAAUUACCUUAUGAACGAUAUAUACCCGCUUCGUGCGACCUUCUUUGAAGGUGUCGUGGCCAAAGUCCCUUACCGGUAUGAGGCGGUCUUGAGGGAUGAAUAUCAAGAUAAAGCGUUGACGGAGGUACACUACAAUCACUAUACUUGGGAUCCGGAACUAGAGGAAUGGGUAUUCGAUGAACCUGUCGAAGGCGAGAAAGACGAGGAGAAAGGCGAGAAAGACGAAAAAGAAGGAGGAGAGACAAACGGAGAUGAAAACGGGGAGAAAGAUGAAAAGGAAGAGAAAGAAGAGGAGCAAAAUGAGGAAGAAAACGAUAAACAGUACGAGUAG
Molecule: messenger RNA, 996 nt
Organism: Aspergillus versicolor CBS 583.65
Lineage: Eukaryota; Fungi; Ascomycota; Eurotiomycetes; Eurotiales; Aspergillaceae
Product: putative mannosylphosphate transferase (Mnn4)
Exons: 3
Coding region: 1-996 (331 amino acids)
Source: RefSeq, a predicted model, not a curated record